AUGAGGAGAGGAGGUGGGGGGGUGGCUGCAGCGUCCCCUCUUACUAACCCCCACAUCCCCACCCCUAAUCAACCACCCUCCUUCAACCUCACCCCCCAUUUCAGCCGCCCCCUGGAACCGCACCCCCUCCCUCCCUUCCUUCCUCCACACCCCUGCCCCACCCACACUUGUCUUUGCCCUGUCCUUCACACGGCAGCCAGCCCUCCCACCCCCUCGUCCCUGCUACCUACCCCCCACACUAGCAGCCGUGGGAGGGGAGAGGCAGGGCAGAGGGUGGUUCUCUUGGGGGUUCUCUACUGGCGGGGUUCUCUGCUAGCGGGGUUCUCUGCUGGUGUGGUUCUCUGCUGGCGGGGUUCUCUGCUGGCGGGGUUCUCUGCUGGCGGGGUUCUCUGCUGGCGGGGUGCUCUGCUGGCGUCUGGUGCUGGUGCUGGCGUCUGGUGCUGGUGCCUGGUGCUGGCGGCUGGCGCUGGUGCUGGUGCCUGGUGCUGGCGGUGGUGCUGGUGCCUGGUGCUGGUGCCUGGUGCUGGCGGCUGGUGCUGGUGCCUGGUGCUGGCGGCUGGCGCGGGUGCUGGUGCCUGCCGUCCCCCACGGGCCAACACACCACCACCUCCCCCUCCUUUUGGAAACGGAGCGGGAUCUGACGGCGGGGAAGGGACGAGGCGGGACGACAGAAUGGUCGCGGGGUGCGGGCUCGGACGGGAUACGGGGGAUCUGCGCGGACGGUUGGUGAGCUGGCUGGCGAUCAGCCGCCACGCCCUUCGCGUUCCCCUCUCUCUUCCCCACAGCGACCGUCGCUGCACACGUGAGUAG
Messenger RNA from Closterium sp. NIES-65, 810 nucleotides. The record is from the annotation of a GenBank genome assembly. Lineage: Eukaryota; Viridiplantae; Streptophyta; Zygnematophyceae; Desmidiales; Closteriaceae.